Orycteropus afer afer is the source of this 1580-nucleotide messenger RNA. RefSeq names its product NADH:ubiquinone oxidoreductase core subunit V1 (gene NDUFV1). Gene Ontology annotation, biological process: mitochondrial electron transport, NADH to ubiquinone. Lineage: Eukaryota; Metazoa; Chordata; Mammalia; Tubulidentata; Orycteropodidae. The record is from RefSeq and is a predicted model, not a curated record. Gene Ontology annotation, molecular function: FMN binding; 4 iron, 4 sulfur cluster binding; NADH dehydrogenase (ubiquinone) activity.
GGGAAGCAUGGGUGCGCCGCCGGCGCUGGGGCACGUGACGUUCUUCCUGUGCGCCCCCUCGCGUCUCCGCGCCGGCUUCUCAGCCCCAAAGACGUGAAGGUGACAGCCGGAGGUGACCGGGUUAGCCCCCGUGAUGCUGGCGGCACGGCGGCUGCUUGGCGGGUCGCUCCCCGCGCGGGUGUCCGUGCGUUUCAGCGGCGACACGACAGCGCCCAAGAAAACCUCAUUUGGCUCUCUGAAGGAUGAAGACCGGAUCUUCACCAACCUAUACGGCCGCCAUGACUGGAGGCUGAAAGGUGCCCAGAGUCGAGGUGACUGGUACAAGACAAAGGAGAUCCUGCUGAAGGGUCCUGACUGGAUCCUGGGUGAGGUCAAGACAUCAGGCUUGCGGGGUCGUGGAGGUGCUGGCUUCCCCACUGGCCUCAAAUGGAGCUUCAUGAACAAGCCCUCAGAUGGCAGGCCCAAGUACCUGGUGGUGAAUGCUGAUGAAGGGGAGCCGGGCACCUGCAAGGACCGGGAGAUUAUGCGCCACGACCCCCACAAGCUGGUGGAAGGCUGCCUGGUGGGGGGCCGGGCCAUGGGCGCCCGUGCCGCCUACAUCUACGUCCGUGGCGAAUUCUACAAUGAAGCCUCCAAUCUGCAGGUGGCCAUCCGAGAGGCCUACGAGGCCGGUCUGAUUGGCAAGAAUGCCUGUGGUUCCGACUAUGACUUUGACGUGUUCGUGGUGCGUGGGGCCGGGGCCUACAUCUGCGGGGAGGAGACGGCGCUCAUUGAGUCCAUUGAGGGCAAGCAGGGCAAGCCCCGGCUGAAGCCACCCUUCCCGGCUGACGUGGGAGUGUUUGGUUGUCCCACCACUGUUGCCAAUGUGGAGACGGUGGCCGUGUCCCCCACCAUCUGCCGCCGUGGGGGCGCCUGGUUUGCCAGUUUCGGGCGCGAGCGCAAUUCGGGCACCAAGCUCUUCAACAUCUCCGGCCACGUCAACCACCCUUGCACCGUGGAGGAGGAAAUGUCUGUGCCACUGAAGGAGCUGAUUGAGAAGCACGCGGGGGGUGUCGCAGGUGGAUGGGACAACCUCCUGGCCGUGAUCCCUGGUGGCUCGUCCACCCCACUGAUCCCCAAGUCCGUGUGUGAGACGGUGCUGAUGGACUUCGAUGCACUGGUGCAGGCGCAGACGGGCCUGGGCACGGCCGCGGUCAUCGUCAUGGACCGCUCGACAGACGUUGUGAAAGCCAUUGCCCGCCUCAUUGAGUUCUACAAGCAUGAGAGCUGUGGCCAGUGCACCCCGUGCCGUGAGGGUGUGGACUGGAUGAACAAGGUGAUGGCACGCUUUGUGCGGGGCGAUGCCCGGCCAGCUGAGAUCGACUCCCUGUGGGAGAUCAGCAAGCAGAUCGAGGGCCACACCAUCUGUGCCCUGGGCGACGGGGCCGCCUGGCCUGUGCAGGGCCUGAUCCGACACUUCCGGCCCGAGCUCGAGGGGCGGAUGCAGCGGUUUGCCCAGCAGCACCAGGCCCGGCAGGCCGCCUCAUGAGCCCACUGCCACUGGCCGUCUGAUGGGGGAGCCGCCAAUAAAGGGAAUGCUG